AUGCGCCAGCGGAUAACGUAUGCUAGAGCAGCUGCAGGACCGUCGCUCCCGGUAAAUCCGCUCCGGCGAGAGGACUUGGAAAUCCCGGAGUUUCUGAAGACGACCUUCCGCGGCGAACGAUUCGUCCACUACGAUUCCGGAGUAGGAGACGUGAACAGAAUUAUCGUUUUCGCCACGGCAAAGAAUCUCGAGCUCUUAAAAAUGAGUCCUGAGUGGUUCGUAGAUGGUACCUUUAAGAUUGCCCGCGGUAAAACGGUGCCGGUUGUUUACUCACUGUUGCCAGCGAAGAACGCUCAGACCUAUCGCAGACUACUGCAAAUUCUCCUCGAUGCGAUCGACGGAUUUCAUCCGGACGCCAUCCACAUUGACUUCGAACUGGCAAUGAUCAGAGAGCUUGAAAAAGUCUUUCCAGCUGCUGGCAUUCUCGGAUGCUCAUUUCACUUCUGUCAAUGUAUAUGGCGACGCGUGCAGAACGAUAGCGAGCUGAGAGCUAACUACCUGCGGGAUGCCGAUUUUGCUCUGGGUUUACGAAUGUUUCCGGCCCUCUCUUAUGUUCCGGUAGAUCAAGUACGCGAUCUCUUUGCUACGCUGACCGAUUCCGAUUUCGUCCGAACGAACGAGGCACUGCUCACUGAUUUCAUAAAUUAUUUUGAAAGUCAAUGGGUCGGCUGGAACAGAAACCCACCGACGAUGAAAGUGGAGUGGUGGAAUGUUCAUUCUUCAACGCUCAAUUCUAUGGGACGAACGAAUAACGAAGUUGAGGGAUGGCAUUCCGCUUUCGCGAGAAGAGUCGGAUCCUCUCACCCGUCAGUGUUCAAAUUGUUAGAACACCUGAAGGUUGAGCAAGGAAAAGUUGAGUUCAUUGCUUCCAACUCUCUGGCUCAGGGCAUUGGCACCACAUCGAAGAAGAAAUACCGGGACCGUCAAGCAAGGAUCUACGCAUUGGUUUCAACGUAUGAGGCACGUGAUAGCCUCCAGUUCCUCCGUGCAAUCGCACACAAUAUCACGUUUUAA
Molecule: messenger RNA, 1014 nt
Organism: Galendromus occidentalis (western predatory mite)
Lineage: Eukaryota; Metazoa; Arthropoda; Arachnida; Mesostigmata; Phytoseiidae
Exons: 2
Coding region: 1-1014 (337 amino acids)
Source: RefSeq, a predicted model, not a curated record